Molecule: messenger RNA, 483 nt
Organism: Suillus paluster
Lineage: Eukaryota; Fungi; Basidiomycota; Agaricomycetes; Boletales; Suillaceae
Exons: 5
Coding region: 1-483 (160 amino acids)
Source: RefSeq, a predicted model, not a curated record
AUGUCUGCCACACUAAUCGCUGUCACAGCUACCGCACAAAUCCUCGGCAACCCCUGCGCCCACGCUAGCAGCAUGGAGUGUGGAACGCUUGCAGGUCAUAACAACGGACUCCCGUUCUUGUUUCUUUGUGGACCUGACCACACGAUCACUUCAUAUGAUGACUGCACCUGUGAAGGAUGCUGCAUCCUAGAAGGGCAAAAAGGAGCCUCAGCGAAGAACAAGGCGAGACGAGAAUUCGAAGAUGCAAGCCUCUUUGCUCAUAUUGUGAAUCGCGGUUCUGCUAAUGUAAAGGUCGAGACGGUCACGGUGUUGGCUAGUUUCGACAAAGGCUGCCUGCAGGACCUAUUCACAUUCACAGUGCACACAUUUUCUUCGUCACCCGUUGUACUGUCCCGCUCUAUUCGACCUGUCAUAUUCUCGGGAACCGUCGCCUUUCUUUCCACGACGCUCUCGGCCGUUCUUCCUCAUGGCAUCAGCUUAUAG